AUGAAAUCACGACAUGAAAGUGAACCUAAUAUUGUUACCUACAAUUGCUUGAUUGAUGGUUUUUGCAAGGCUGGUGCAAUUGAGAGGGCCCAUGAGCUUUUGGAUCAGAUGUACAAAGAGGGGGUGAUGCCAAAUGUGAUUACACUUAAUACUUUGGUUGAUGGCAAGUGUAAGCAUGGGAGAAUCAAUAGUGCAAUGGGUUUCCUUAAUGAAAUGCAGCAAAAGGGUUUGAAAACUAAUGCAAUUACUUACACUAUCUUGAUUAGUGCUUUCUGCAAUGCCAACAAUAUUGAUAAGGCUAUGGCAUUAUUUGAUGAAAUGUUAAAAACCGGGUGUUCCCCACAUGCAAUUGUGUACUACUGCUUGAUCUCUAGUCUAAGCCAGGCUAGAAGGGUGGAUGAUGCUAGCUCUGUGGCAUCAAGUCGGGUUCGGAAGAAUAGAUUGGAGAAAGCUUAUGAGAUGCUUAAGGAUUUAGAGGAAGCUAGAGUGAAGCCUGAUAGUGUUACAUACAACACUUUGAUUUCAUAUUUCAGUGAAAUUGGAGAUCUUAGGACGGCCCAUACACUAAUGAGGCGGAUGGUUAAGGAAGGUCUUGUGCCCAUCAUUGUUACUUAUGAAACACUGAUUCAUGCAUAUUGCUUGGUGGGCAAUCUUGACGAAGCAAUGAAAAUUUUUACAGACAUGAGUUCUGCAUCAAGGGAUCUAAAAUUGGGUUUGCGGAAUGCCGACAUAGUUACUUCUUCCACCAUUGCACAAAAAGAGAAAAACGAAAAAUCUCAAAAUAAUAUUUAA
Messenger RNA from Ilex paraguariensis (yerba mate), 792 nucleotides. Lineage: Eukaryota; Viridiplantae; Streptophyta; Magnoliopsida; Aquifoliales; Aquifoliaceae. The record is from the annotation of a GenBank genome assembly.